CUUAGCAUAUAUAUAAUUUCACUAUUUCGAUCAUCAACUUCUUUGAUAAUAUCAAUUCUUAUAGUUUCAGUUCAUAUUAUUUCUAUCACUUCAUGAGUCAAGCUAAAAUACAAGAAUCGAUUUAUUUUCUAGAGAAGUGAUCGUUGAAGUCAUAAUUUAUUUAUUUUUUCUUGCUUCCAUCGUGAAAUUCGAUAAUCUAAAUUAUUUCAAAGUUUGUUAAGAAUAGACACUCAAAUGAAGAGUCCUUCUAAGAAAUUAAGUAACAUUAUAGCCAAGUGGAGAAAAGGAAAGAAAGGUCAAUUUGUUGUGUAUACAAAGGAAGGCAAGAGAUUUGUUGUGCCAUUGUACUAUCUAAAUCAUCCAAUUUUCAAAGUUUUACUUGAAAUGGCUGAAGAGGAGUAUGGUUCAAAUGUGAAUGGCCCUUUGCAAGUUCCUUGUGAGAAUGAAUUGAUGGAGUAUAUUCUAUGUUUGUUGAGAACAAAACUUGGUAAUGUGGAAAUUGGAGAAGCAAUUUCCUCUAUUGGUACAUGUAGAGAAACAAAUGUUUCUUGUAAUUUCUCCUCUUUGCAAUGUGAUAGUUUAGUUGAAAGUAUGUCUUGAUGACUUCAUUAGGUUAGAAGAUAGAGUAGGAGAUGAUGAUUAUAUAUGCAUUGUAAAUUACUAUAACAUUGAUGACAAGUUUGAAGUUUUGAUACUUUUUUACAUACAUUUCUAGUUUUAGCAAUUCUUCCACUCCCUCUGAUGUUCUCCUUUUUUUUUUCUUUUUGGUGUUUGAUAUUCGUAUGGGUUUGGUUAAAUUUAGAUUCACGUAUGACAGAACAUACGUACUAAUGUAAGCUACCACUCACAUGAUUUUUUCUAUUUCCAAAAAUUCAAAUCUAAAACUUCUAAUUAUCGAUAAAAAAUCUCAAUCGUCUCCAACCCUUUAAUGUUCUUCAACAUUUGAGUAACAUACUAAUUAAUCAUUAUAUAGUAGUAGCUUUUUUUUUUCUUGUUCGGUUAAUUAACUUCAUUAAAGGAUAAAUAUCUUCUUAUUAUGAGUAUCUUCAUUCUCAAAACUUGACCCGAAAUCUCAAAUUAAUUAAAGGGAAAAUUAUAUAUAAUAGCAAACUAAUAACCUAAAUUAAAUGGAAUAGCUAGGGUUUGAUUUAAUUGUGCUCCAUAGCAAA
Solanum lycopersicum (tomato) is the source of this 1169-nucleotide messenger RNA. RefSeq names its product auxin-induced protein X15. NCBI's taxonomy places the organism in Eukaryota, Viridiplantae, Streptophyta, Magnoliopsida, Solanales, Solanaceae. The record is from RefSeq and is a predicted model, not a curated record. Gene Ontology annotation, biological process: response to auxin.